Molecule: messenger RNA, 1791 nt
Organism: Solanum pennellii
Lineage: Eukaryota; Viridiplantae; Streptophyta; Magnoliopsida; Solanales; Solanaceae
Product: ribosomal RNA small subunit methyltransferase I
Exons: 9
Coding region: 138-1244 (368 amino acids)
Molecular function (GO): methyltransferase activity
Source: RefSeq, a predicted model, not a curated record
ACCGAACACACCCUUUUUUCUAUUCGGUGUAUGGAGCUUCGACUAAAUUUCGAUAAUAGCUAAAUUUCUAAAAAUCCCCCAAAAUUUCAAGCAAGCUGCAAAAGGGCUCUUGUUUUUCUGGAAUAGAAGAAUCAAGAAUGGUGAUACUGCGCUAUAAUCCCUUAGCCAUGUUAUCCUCCUCCGUCUUCACCCCAUUUCCCCGGCAGCAGUUUUACAGAUGCCCUUUUCCAAUAUUCACUCAAUCUCUGCAACCCCACAUUCUUCUUUCUACCACUCUCCCUAGACAUUUCACCCUUUCAUUCUAUUCUAACACUGCUCAAACCUCCACUCCUGAUGCCCCUGAUGAACUGCAUCAUCAUCUAUCAAACUCUAAACAAUCCCCUUUGAAACCAGGUUUGUAUCUUGUUGGAACCCCAAUUGGCAAUCUUGAAGAUAUUACUCUCAGGGCUUUGCGGGUCUUGAAAUCAGCAGAUGUGAUUCUUUCAGAAGAUACAAGGCAUUCUGGAAAAUUGCUGCACUAUUAUAACAUUAAAACUCCUCUUCUCAGUUAUCACAAGUUUAACGAGUCUCAAAGAGCACAAGUGGUGCUGAGGAAAUUACAAGAUGGUGAAAUUGUCGCCCUGAUCAGCGAUGCUGGCACACCAGGCAUCAGUGACCCUGGAAUGGAACUGGCUAAGCUGUGUGCGGAUAAAAAUAUACCUGUUGUUCCCAUUCCUGGGCCUUCUGCCGUGGUAACUGCUCUUUCAGCCUCUGGCUUACCUACGAACGAGUUCUCAUUUGUUGGUUUUCUUCCAAAACAUAAUUCUUCGAGGAAGGAAAGGCUGAUACUUUCAGCAAAUGAAUCAGCCACACAAAUCUUCUUCAUUCCGCCUCACAAGCUUUCUCAAUUUCUUGAAGAGGCUGCUGCUAUAUUUGGUGAGAGUAGGCAGUGUGUCAUGGCUAGGGAGAUGACCAAAGUUCAUGAGGAGUUCUGGCGUGGCACCAUUGACAAAGCAAAAGUGGCAUUCUUGGCGCACCAACCGAAGGGUGAAAUUACUUUCUUGAUUGAAGGCAAAUCGACCAGUACAGAUGAGGGCCCAUCAGAGUCCCAGCUGGAGAACGAGUUGAGAGAGCUGAUUGCGGAGGGACAUUCUCUUUCAAUGGCAGUCAAGUUGGUAGCAAGUGGAAAGUUGAUGAAACGGAAAGCAAUAUAUUCUCUUGCAUUGAGGAAAUUCGGAGGACAACUAGAAUCAGAGGACGACUAGACUAACUCUAUCCGGUGAGUGUCUUGUCUGUCUGUUACCUUCUCUCUCCCAACCACUACCCCACCAUCCUCCCAAAAUUAAGAAAACGGAAAGAUAACUCUGUUGCUUUCAUUGUAAUUUAAGUAACAACUUAUGUUUAUGGUUGCUUUGAUAUUGACCAGUUUGAUAUUUUCUCCAACUGCUUUGAUUUGGAAAGAGGUUUUCCGCUAUCUUCCAUGUCCGAAUGAUUACCAGAGUAAAAGUUAAGGCAAAUAGAGUUCAGCACACUAUCUAUGACUGUUUAGUAUGUGUUUUGACUGAAUUUUUAUACUAAUGUGGAUACCAUGGAGCUAAAAACUUUCUUGUUAUAGGAAAAUGACAUGAAAUUUGGUAAGAGAGCAACAUGUGUAGCAAACAAUUCUUUGUUAAGCAGUCACAUAUAUCACAUCUGAUUAGAUUUUUAUUCUUAUUGUACUUGGAGCUGCAAUUUUGUAUCUGUCAACAUUUUCCGAUUAGUUUUUGUACAAAAAUCGCGCUUAUUUGAGGCAGAUCAAGUAGUUUUAUGUUA